AUGGGUGAUGCAGGAGAGACUCCCUCGAUAUCGAGGAUUGCCAUCAUUGGAGGCGGGCCUGUUGGCGUCUCCUGCGCAAAAUAUCUGCUGGCAGAGAAAGUCUUCGACACAAUCGACAUCUACGAGCAACGUGAUGGAGUGGGUGGGAUCUGGAAUCUGUCCGAUCCGACUCGGUCGAGAAAGAUCCCCUUGCCACAACUCGAUCCGUUCUACGGCUCUAAAGGCGAUCACUCAGAAGACGAGACUCUGGAGUUUGAAUCGCCUCUCUACGACUACCUGGAGACAAACAUCCCCAAACAACUAAUGGCAUUCUCGGACAAGCCCUUUCCCGAGGAAGACCCCCUGUUUCCGGGCCACCCCGCGGUCCUUAGGUAUUUGAACGACUAUGCCGACGAAGUACGCCACUUGAUCCACUUCCACACGGCCGUCCGCGAUGUCACGUUGAAUACCGACAACAAGUCCAGCAGCCAAGAGAAAUGGUCUCUGCUGGCUGAGGAUCUGCGCACGAAGCAAACGAUAUCUCGAGAAUACGACGCCAUCAUCGUCGCGAACGGACACUACACCGUGCCGUACGUGCCGGACAUCAAAGGCCUGACGGACUGGAACGCCACUUAUCCCGACCGAAUUCUGCACUCGAAAGCAUACCGCAAACCAGAGGACUUUAGAAACAAGAAAGUGAUUGUGAUCGGCAACUCUGCGUCAGGACUAGACAUUGCCACACAAAUCGGAAAGUACUGCAAAAAGCCGGUCUUGUUGUCCGCCCGCUCAGUGUCGGCGUUUGGGACACUCCCGCCAGCAGAAUGGCGCGACGACGUCGACGAGCUGGUGGAGUUCCUGCCCAAGGAAUCUGGCGACCGAGCUCUCCGGUUCAAAAGCGGCCGAAUCGAGAAAGAUGUUGACGCGGUCGUUUUCGCCACGGGGUAUUUCUACUCGUAUCCCUUCCUGUCGGCGGUGUCUCCUGAGGUCGUCACCGACGGACUCCGCACGCGAGACGUAUACCAGCAUCUCUUUGACAUCGACCACCCGACUCUCGCGUUUCCCGUCAUCAAUCUCAAGGUCAUCCCGUUCCCGCUGUCGCAGAACCAAGCUGCAGUGGUUGCGCGGGUGUGGAGUGGUCGCAUGGACCUGCCUUCCUCUGCGGAAAUGCGACAGUGGGAGCGCGACACUGCUGAGCAGAAAGGGGAUGGGAGAUAUUUCCAUGUCAAAAAGUUUCCGGAGGAUGCAGCGCAGAUCAAUGAGCUUUACAGUUGGGCGGAACUGGCUAGGAAAAAGGAAGGCCUGGAGAACGAUGGGGUGGGGAAACGAGGGACAAGGUGGGAUGAGAGGCUGGUGUGGAUGAGGUCGAGAUUUCCGGACAUCAAGGCCGCUUUCCUGCGAAGGGGAGAGGAUAGAAUCAAGGUCAGGACGCCGGAGGAGUUGGGCUUUGAUUUUGAGGCGUGGAGGAGCAAGGCCGAGGAUAAGGACUUGGAGGUGUUUCGGCAGGCGAGGUGUUAUGACUGA
This is a messenger RNA of Capronia coronata CBS 617.96, 1500 nucleotides long. RefSeq lists its product as uncharacterized. The record is from RefSeq and is a predicted model, not a curated record. Gene Ontology annotation, molecular function: flavin adenine dinucleotide binding; N,N-dimethylaniline monooxygenase activity; NADP binding. NCBI's taxonomy places the organism in Eukaryota, Fungi, Ascomycota, Eurotiomycetes, Chaetothyriales, Herpotrichiellaceae. The coding region runs from base 1 to 1500 and encodes 499 amino acids. The transcript is spliced from 2 exons.